GAAGAAGACGACGUUGACGCAAGUGUUUACGUUUUUCUUCUUCCGCACUCUUGGAAGCGGAGUACCAUUUACCAAUCUGACGCUAAAUUCUGUCUUUCUGGGAAUACCCGCGGCCAUGCUUCUUAUAUUAAAAUUAAGCAGUAGAGAUACUAAUCAGAUUAAUAUGUUUAUAACCGUUCGCCGUCGUCUGUAGACGUCGAACUGAAAGCUUUUCCUCUCGCUUUUCAUCGCAGGCAAAGCUAACGCUAGCAGUGCUUUAGCAGCGGCUGUGGACGUAAAUUGAAUAAGUGAUCUCCAGAUUCGCUUGAGUUCACUUAGAAAUCGAACAAGGCAGUCAUGGCCACUAGGCGUCUGACCGAUGCCUUCUUGUUAAUGCGGAACAAUGCAAUCCAAAACCGGCAAAUUUUGGCUGAGCAAGUGAGUACAAACGACCCCCGUCUGAGUACACGUAGCAAUGCUGCGGAGCUUGAUGAGUUGGCUGAUGAUCGAAUGGCCCUGGUGUCUGGAAUAAGUCUGGACCCUGAAGCAGCCAUUGGAGUGACCAAGAAACUUCCCCCAAAGUGGAUCGAUGGAAUCGAUGAGAUCCAAUAUGAAAUCACAAGGAUUCGACAAAAGAUGAAGGAACUGGCCCUACUUCACGACAAGCACAUGAAUCGUCCAACGCUGGACGACAGCAGCGAAGAAGAGCAUGCAAUAGAAAUCACUACACAGGAGAUCACACAGAUGUUUCACCGUUGCCAGCGAGCUGUGACAGGUUUGCAGGCUCGCUGUGGUCACUGCACCGAGCAGGAGGAGCGACUCCUGAGGAACGUGGUGGCGUCUCUGGCACAGAGUCUGCAGGAACUCUCCAUCAAUUUCAGACACACACAGUCUGGCUAUCUAAAACGUAUGUUAACCAGGUAUGAAGAACCAAAUCACUUUUUUGACUCUGGGCCUUUAAUGGAGGAGGAUGAAGAUCUAGCGCUGUAUGACAAAGGAUUUACAGAUGACCAGUUAAUGCUGGUAGAGCAGAACUCAGUCAUGGUUGAAGAAAGAGAGCGGGAAAUUCGACAAAUAGUGCAGUCUAUCUCAGACCUGAACGAGAUUUUCCGGGACUUGGCUGGAAUGGUUCUUGAACAGGGUACCGUACUUGACCGGAUUGACUUCAACGUGGAGCAGGCCUGCGUUAAGACAGAAGAUGGAUUUAAACAGUUACAGAAGGCGGAGCAGUAUCAGAAGAAAAACAGAAAGAUGUUGGUCAUUUUAAUCCUCUUCGUCAUAGUCAUUGUUCUAAUUCUUAUUCUUUUUGGAACAAAGUUUUAGUCCUGCAUUCCACCGUCUGUGUGUGUUUUCUGUGUGGCUGUAUGUUGUGCCUCUGUGUGGACUUGGACUUGGACUUGGUUUUACUGAAAACAAAGCUGACUGCCUUUCAAACCCACUUCGACGUGACAGGAAGGGUCCCGUGUCUGCUUGACUGUGUGAGGAGAUUUCUGUGAUGACGUUUCGGUGAGAGAAACAAUCAGCCGUCUGUCCGAGCUGCUCUAAGACAUUUAAAUCACGUUUAACCCUCAGUGACAGAGGUUCAUCAAACAUGGCUGUGCUGACAUUUCUGUCUUAAGAACUUUGGGGUGUUUAAAAAAGGACUUCCAGAGGCUGAGACUGUGUUCUCUGCUUGACCUGAAGCAUUUGACAUUUCCUGUGAGUAGAAGAUUAUUUUUGUCUUUUCAACAUCAAUGUGAAAAGAGAAACGCUGUAAACAAGAAACUACAGCAAAAUCAUUUUGAUCCUAAUUUGGGCUGCUGGAACAACUACUUCAGUUGUCUGAAUCAUAGAAGAAAAUUACCUAAAAGUUGUGCAGUACAAAAAAAAGCAGAUGGUAAGUAGACUGUCGUACCGGAUCAAUCGGAUAAUAUCAACAUUAAAGAAUGUAUUUUAUGUAAACUCACUCACAUUUUUAUUUUAGAACAGCUGUAUACUUUAUCUUUCCAUCGCCUCCCAAUCACUGCAGCCCUCGUCCCGCUGAGGUUCAGUAUUUUGUGUAAUGGCAUUACCAGGUAUGUUUCAAAAUGUAAUCAUGAAGUACAAACAAAUACUGUUUGGUUUGAGGACCAUGUUUUUCUUUAAUUGUGUAUAUGUGACACCACACUUCACUAAGCCCGCCCCCUCUUCCUACUGAGGUCCUUGCUUGUCCACUGAUGAUGCCACAAACAUUUUGCCUCUCAACUCUGAUCUCUUACCAUUGUCACACACUCACCACACCAGGCUUUGAGAGCUUGUUUUAAAAACACUUAUUUUUAUUUGUUUUUGUUCAUUAUGGUCCUUGUAUUAAGUGCUACCUUAAAAAAAAAAAAGAAAAUUGCAGUUUGCACAAAUUGAAGCUUGGGUAGGAUUGGGGAGGUGUAACCGAUGUGAUACUACUGGCAUCGACAUAUUGAGAAAAACUAUAAUUGAUUUAUUUAUUUUAAAUAGCUUUGAGUAGCCCAGAGGUUAAGAAGUGUGAGGCGUCAGACCUCAGGCAAAUACUGUUCAGUGAGUACAUGAGUGUAUGUGAAGCCUGUACCUGCCUGUUAUCGUCCACUCCAGUGAGAAAGCUGUGAACUGAACUAGUCCAACACAAGCAAACCUAUGAAGACUGCAUUACCAGGUUGUUUAUUUGUUUUUCUUUUGUUCUCAUUCUGGACAUGUCAUAUUUUAGCGAACUGUUGGAGUCUAAUUCUUUUAUAAAGACUGAUGAGCUGAAAUGAUGAAGAGCUUUAUUUGAUAUAUAUCUGUACACAGCUGUUCAGUUGUCUCAUUGAUGUGAAGUUAUAUGUGUGUGUGUGUGCGUAUGUGUGUGAAAAACAAUUAUGUCUUAUAGGUACUUCACUGGAGUUUUGUUUCUGCAAACAAAAUGGUUAAGGACAAUGCAGCUUUUUCAAAAAUAAACAAGGAAAGUGGUGUCGA
This is a messenger RNA of Cynoglossus semilaevis (tongue sole), 2922 nucleotides long. RefSeq names its product syntaxin 16 (gene stx16). Bases 337 to 1302 code for a protein of 321 amino acids. Gene Ontology annotation, biological process: vesicle-mediated transport; vesicle fusion; intracellular protein transport. The record is from RefSeq and is a predicted model, not a curated record. Gene Ontology annotation, cellular component: endomembrane system; SNARE complex; membrane. Gene Ontology annotation, molecular function: SNAP receptor activity; SNARE binding. NCBI's taxonomy places the organism in Eukaryota, Metazoa, Chordata, Actinopteri, Pleuronectiformes, Cynoglossidae. The transcript has 9 exons.